Molecule: messenger RNA, 2149 nt
Organism: Salpingoeca rosetta
Lineage: Eukaryota; Choanoflagellata; Craspedida; Salpingoecidae
Exons: 5
Coding region: 188-2074 (628 amino acids)
Source: RefSeq, a predicted model, not a curated record
ACACACACACCACAACCACAGACACACCACAACCAUAGACACACAUCGUUCUCACAAGCAAGCAAGCAAGCCAAGCGAGGGGUCGUGUGCGCAUGCGCAUUCACCACAGCUCAAGACACACGGUUGGAGCGACACAGCAGGAAAGAAGGAAAAGCGUCAUCAACACCACCACAUCACCACUCUCGUCAUGUCGGGUUUGAGAAGGGCGGCAAAGCACCGUAUGCAGAAUCGCCCUGCGUGCGAGCUUCUGGCAAAGGAAGCAACAUGCAAAGGCGAAACCCCGCCAACACAGGAACAGCUUGACGCCAUCAUCGUCGACAUGCAAGACACAUUCCAGCGACAGCUGAUGAUGCGCGUCUUCACCAAGCGCCUCCAAGAUUCAGGCCACUUGUGGUCCCACCCGUUCAAGGUGCUCCACGUGUUUGAGUACAUUCUUCGCAACGGCAACCCUACCCUGAUCACUGACAUCUACGUCGUGCGCACUCACAUCGCUUCCCUGCGAGCGUUCACCUACUUUGACAAGGACAGGAACGGCGUCGAUCGUGGUGCUGCUGUGCGCGCGCAGGCGGGCGUUGUCCUUCAGCUGCUGGACCGUUGGGCACAAGAGGAUGACAACACGGGGUUUGUCUCCUCUUCGGCAUCCUCAUCCAUCGGACCGAGCUUGCAUGCAGGCAACUCACAGCCAAGCAGCAGCUCGCAGUCCUCAAGCUACGGCUUCCACAACAUGGCCUCUCCUUUCGUCUAUGAUGAUGGUGGCAGUGGCAGUGGCAACGGCAACGGCAACGGUGCCGUAACAAGUGCACCACAUGGGCAGCUGCUUGGCCCACCACCAACAUCGUCCCCGCCGCCGCCACCACCGCAGCACCAACAGCCAUCGUCGUCGUCGUCGUCUUCGUCUUCGUCGUCGUCGCGGCAAAACGGACGGCCACUCCCCACCCGCCCACCUGCCAACCGGCACCACGCUGACGCUGGCACAUGGGCACAACACCAGCAUCCCACGUUGGCACCAGGAACACCAGCAGCAGCAGCAGCAGCAACAACGUCGUCGGUGACAGCGCCAGCCACGCCGGCGACUCCCACCAACAAGGGCACGCCGCUGUCCCGUGGCGGGAGCGUGCCAACCUCCGAACGCAUCGCACGGCAGCGCCGGGCGCACCAGCAGUGGCAACAACAGCAGGCGCAGCAGCAGCAACAGCAGCAGCAACAGCAACAGCAGCAACAAGGUUAUGGUGCACCCCGCCCACCUUCGCCUGAGUACGAUCAGCCACUCGUCCGCAGCGGUGGAUCCGUGCACGCGUACACAUCUUCCAACCACGUGCCUGCAGGCACGCCAUAUAGCCAGCAACACGGGCAAUUUGACAACGGCAACGGCAAUGAGGAGCCCGUUUAUGCGGUGCCGUAUGCGCACACGCGUGUUGCGGGCGGGCAACAGCAGCCAGCGCCGGACUACUCGGCGCUUGUGGACCCUGUGCUGCUGACACACGGGGAGGACCCAAGCAGCGGGUACUAUGAUCCCAUGCAGCUUGUUCGCCAGCAGCAUGCCGCGCGCACAGCCCACCCGUCCCGCGCCACCGCCUCCAUCUCCGCACGCGCAGCCUCGCACGCCUCCCAGCAGCCAGCGUAUGUACAGCCACUGGCAGGCCCACAGUCCCCACACUACAGCCACCAGCACCAGCACCAGCAGCAACACCAACACCAACAUCAGCAACCGCAACACCAGCCCACCCAUCAAUACCAACAGCCGCCACCACCGCCUGCCAUCACGACAGCACCACCUCCACAGUCACAGCCACCAUCCCUUCAAGAGCCCGUCUCCGCCACACUUUCGCCGACAACGGCCACAACAACGACAGCAGCACCCCAGCAUGUCGUGCACACCAAUGGUGUGUCGGGUGGUGCACACGCGAGCGACGACGACGAUGGGGAAGAGGACGAGGAAGAAGAUGCUGAGUUGGCCGAGGCAAAGCGGCGCAGCGUUGCAGAGGCGCGCUUCCGGCAGUUUAUUGAGGAGGAGAGGAGGGCGGAGGAAGAACAGCUUGCACUCGUGCUGGAACUGAGCAAAGUCGAGAUGUGACGGCACGGAGGUGACCCACCUCUUGACUCGAUGGCGGAAGUGCCGGCAAUGUGUGUGUGUGUGUGUGUGUGUGUG